AUGGAGUACUACGCCUACCGGAAUGAGAUUCUAAAGCAGCGAGAGGCGCUUAUCGAGCGCGAAAACGUCAACCAAAACAUGCGCCAUGCCCUUCAUUCGCAGCGACUCUCGUUUGCAAGCACCUUGUCCAUGGUCACGCAAUUCUUCCGUGACAACUCAACAGAGCCUUUUGAUCUACCGGCACGCCUGAGCAAGGAUCCAUUCGCGCGCCAGGCCGAACUGUUGAAGAUGAAGAACGACCGGCUGCAGGUUGGUCAUCAUUUCAUGCAGCAGAGACACCAGCACUACAUGUCCACGGCGGAAUUCUGCGACCGUAAGAAGUACGAAGCAACGAACGGCGACCUCGUGUCAACCCGCUUCGAGAUCACGCCGCUGCCGGGGGGGCGCAGUGUCAAGGCGAUCAUAGACGCGCUCCAGUUCUUCGUCUACAAUAUCGAGAUCAGCCUCUCCGAGGUGGUAGGAGACAUCACGGUGCGCGAGAAUGACGACGCCAUCCCAGGAAGUCCCGUGGCACAACACCGUCUUGUAGCUACAGUCGGCGAUAUGGUACAGACAGACACAAACAACGUCGCCUUUGCGGAGUACCGCCCCGCGGGUCCACCCGGAAGUGGCGAGCCCGAGUUUGGAUUUAUGAUCUGCGAUGCGGUGGACGAAGACGAACUGUUCCCGUAUCGCCCAGAGACCCGUGUGAGGCAGGAUAUGACGCAGAUCACGAUGGUCGCAAUGGACCAGUCCGAGGAAGGGGAGCCCAUGGUGGUUAUCACUCGCUGGUGGUGCUUGCGGAUCCGUAAAUCCGACAUUUACAUGCCGCCGUUCGUGGUGGAGCGAAUCCGGAAUGGCGUCGAGAAGGUCGGGGAGGCCAUGCUGGCGACAGCAAGACGUGCUGCGGCUACUGGUAGCACAUCCAUGUAA
Molecule: messenger RNA, 912 nt
Organism: Phytophthora sojae
Lineage: Eukaryota; Oomycota; Peronosporomycetes; Peronosporales; Peronosporaceae
Exons: 2
Coding region: 1-912 (303 amino acids)
Source: RefSeq, a predicted model, not a curated record